UCCAGCAAAGCCAUGCCUCAGCAUCUUCGAGAGAAACCCGUAACGACUGCAUCACAUAUGUUGUAAAAUACUGUAAAACACCUUGUUUUCAGUUCCCUGUCAAAGAUGGGCGACAUCAGUGAAGCGUCCUUGCUGGAUUAUAUCUGUUCUUCUGGAGGAAAAGUCAAAAAUUCAGAUCUGUCCAAAACAUAUAAGCAUUUUAUAAACCAUAGCGAUUUGCAACUACGUGCCAAAUACAGAGAAGAGUUCAAACUCAUCAUUGAUAGAAUUGCAGUGGUGAAAUCUGAGAAUGGAGAGAAAUAUCUUGUCCUCAAGAAGAAGUAUAGACAGCAAAUGCAAGAGCGAGAGUCUGGUGCUGGAAAGGGAGGAAAAUCAAUCAACAGGUUCAUCCAAACCCACAAAAUGAUCUCCAGGUCUCCAAUCCAGUGCAGAACUGUAACCCAACAGCUCAGAAAUCGGCACUGGUGGCCUGGUGCUCAGGACCCAUCAGUAGAGGAGAAACCAGAGGAGCUUUCAGCCUCAGACAGAGAAGAUGAACUCGACAAGGAUUCAGGGUCAAAGAGUGAAUCCGAGCAGGAUGAGGAGUGUGGAGGAAGUUUGGGAUUCACCGCUGUGGCUCUGGAUCCUCUUGAGAAAGAGUGGAUCUUCUCGGCAGCAAGUGGCAAACUGUCUCACCUCGCUCAGCUCCUGAAACAAGACUCUUCCCUGGCCAAUAAAAAGGACUUCACCUCUGGGUUUACAGCGCUGCACUGGGCUGCGAAACACGGUAAAGAAGACAUGACCACAAUGUUGGCAGAAGCAGGGGCUGACAUCAAUACAAAAGCACAGGGAUACACACCUUUACACAUUGCAGCACUGCACGGGCAUCGACAUAUAUUUGACCUGCUGGUCAGGACAUAUGGAGCAAAGGAGAAUUUGCGGGACUACAGCGGCCACAUAGCAUAUCAUUACCUCAGUUUACGGGAGACAAGAUUAGAAGACCAUGAGCUAUGUGACAUGAGGGUGUUUAGUCCAUUCAGACAUGUGGCACAUGUGGAAAGAGCAGCACUGAAGAUGUUUUCCACAUUAGCGCAAGCAUGUGGUUUCUCUGAAUCUACGGGGUGCCUCGUGGAUCAAUUCUGGACUUUGUGUCUUCACCUUAUUUGUCCUUCCAGUGUGUUAUUUCAUGCACAGUGUGGUCUUCUUCUUAACACUGCUUUGAUGUUUGUUCUCCAAGCUGAAGUCAGCGAGUGCCACAGUCUAACCCAGGCCGGCGAGCGCAGGAACAGGAAGAUCACCUCAUUAUUUCACUCUAUGAAGAAGUGGGGUGCAGCAGAGGAGCUAGCGCCCGUGCCGGAGGAGAGGACUGUUGCUCAUCAGCUAAUGCUGCCUGCGUUUAGACCCAGAAAGUUCUCACGGUAGACUGCGUGAAGUCCAAACAUCCUCAGUAUCGCUUUAGUGCCACGUGAAUAGUUUACAGAUGAAAACGCACUUUGCUGCUUUUUUCGAACAAAUAGUAUGAUUUAGUUGUAUUCACAUUUAAGUAGCUUUUUAGCUUAAUAAUUAGCAUUUGUGGUGUUAUGCCACAGCAGUGUGUGAUAUUCGGUAAGUGUGAUGUCUUAUUUUCUCUGCUAAAGGUUUACAAUUUUCAUUAAGCAAUGAAAAGGUACAUUUUAAAAUACCUGUACAUCAUAUGAUCCCAAGGUUUUACAAGAACUCCGUUUCACUAAAUAUGUCAAUGCUAAAGUUCUAUCUUGAAUAGAGACCAACUUCAGCUUUAAUUUGCCUUAUCUUCACCUUACAUAACUUAAAAGUCAGAACCACUGUUUAUGGCUCUGUGAGAAUGUUUUUCAUCCUUAAAGACAACAAAAUAAAA
Molecule: messenger RNA, 1855 nt
Organism: Sinocyclocheilus anshuiensis
Lineage: Eukaryota; Metazoa; Chordata; Actinopteri; Cypriniformes; Cyprinidae
Exons: 12
Coding region: 106-1401 (431 amino acids)
Molecular function (GO): protein binding
Source: RefSeq, a predicted model, not a curated record